Messenger RNA from Rotaria sp. Silwood2, 1731 nucleotides. Lineage: Eukaryota; Metazoa; Rotifera; Eurotatoria; Philodinida; Philodinidae. The record is from the annotation of a GenBank genome assembly.
AUGAAUUUGGAAUCAUUAGCAAAUGAAUUGUUACUCGAUCUAUUUGAAUAUUUUUCCAGCGUUUAUCUACUUCAAACAUUUUAUGAUCUCAAUACUCGCCUGAACAAUCUCAUUUUGCAUCAUUUUCAAAGUCAUAUUCUUAAUUUUCAAUCAGUAUCAAAAUAUGAUUUUGAUAUUGUUUGUCAAAAAUAUCUUCCAUCAAUAUCCGAUCGAAUAAUUUCUCUUCGUCUCUCAGACGAUGAUGAUACUCCAAAACAAAUUGAUCUGUUCUUUUCAUAUGGUUUAUCUUUUAAUCUAUUUUCUCAUUUAAAAUCAUUAUCCAUUUAUCAUGUUUAUUCUUUAAAUUCACUAAAAAGAAUAACAAAUGAAUUACUUUAUCUUCCUCAACUUACACAUCUUAAAAUAACUAGACAUACGAUUGUAUAUAAUGAAAUAUAUGAUAUUGGAAUUAUUGAUCCUAUUGGACGAUUUCCAAAACUUGCUUAUUGUUAUUUAGAUAUAAUAAAUGACAAUGAUUGUUAUUUUUUAACACCAUCAAUGAUUUCUUCAUCUCUAAAAUAUUUAUCUGUUCCUUAUUUGGAUUGUAAUAUAAAUCAAUUAAUAUAUUUAAUUAAAUAUAUACCUUAUCUUCAAUCACUUAAUAUACGUAUUGUUGAUCAUGCGACUAUUUCACAAAUACCAACAAUUAUAUUUUUAUCAAUUAAAAAAUUGAAAGUUCUAUUUUUUGGUACGUUAAAUGCAAUGAAAAAUCUUUUACAAACAAUGUCAAAUUUAGAAAACUUAAAAAUUGAAAUGGAAUCAACUUAUAUUGAUGGUUAUCAAUGGAAAACUAUGAUUGAAAAUUAUUUACCAAAUUUAAUUCUUUUUCAAUUCAAAAUGUCAACCUCAUUAUCUCAUCAACAAAAUAAAGAAGAAAAAAUUGAUGAAAUAUUAAAUUCAUUUCGUAGUCAGUUUUGGAUUGAAAAACAUCAAUGGUUUGUUCAAUGUUAUUGGAUAUCAGCUGAUACAUCAUCAGUCGUUUAUGUAUAUACAUUACCAUAUGCAUUUGCGGAUUUCUUUUAUAUCGGUGAUGUACGAUUAAAAUCAACGUGUCCUAAUGAUAAUCAAUAUUGGUCUUUUGAUGCUAUACAUAAUUUGUAUUAUGGAUAUGUUUCAUAUCAAAAUUUGUUUUUAUCUCAUAUUCAUUUAGAUAAUAUUCAUUAUUUGGAUUUAACUAUACCGUUUGAUGAAUCAUUUUGGUCAAUGGUGACAACACUUGAACGAUUAAAUUCUUUAAAUAUUGUGUCAUAUGGUAAUAUGAAUCCGAUUGAUAUUCAUUCGAAAUUACAAAUACUAUUCGAUCGAUCACCUCAUCUUCAUUCAUUAAAAUUUUUUUCGUGGUUUGCUCAAGAUGAAUUUCCAUUUGAUAUUAAACAUCCAUCUAUUCGACAACUUGAUUUACAAGGACCAAAUAUUGUUUAUAACCAACAACACUGCUUGAAAUUAAGUCAUUCAUUCAUCGGUCAACAAUGUGAAGUUCUUUUUGUUACUGUUAAACAACGAACAGAUAUAAUUGAUUUGGUUAAUAAUAUGAAAAAUCUUCGUGCAUUAAUUGUACAAUGUACUAAGCCAGUGUUAAUGCAGAAGGAAAAUGAAAAUCUAAUUGAAUGGUUACAACAACAUUUACCAAUGACAUGCUCAAUUUCAAAUUCUAUUGAAGUUAGCAAUAGUAUUCGUUUGUGGAUUCGUUAA